AUGCAACAUAUCAGUCCGUUGUGUCCUUUCUGUCAAAGCUUACCUGAGACUAUUCAGCACUUGUUUAUGGACUGCCAGUUUGCUAAGGAUGUGUGGGCUCUCUCUACUGAUCUCAUGCCCCUUCCCUCGCAGAUUGGUGGUCUGUACAAUUGGCUUAUGUCGCUGAGCACCACGACCAUAAAGUCUGAUUUGGACCCUCUCUCCAAAGCUCUUCUUAUCUGUUGGCAAAUCGGGGGGGCUAAGAAUAAUGUGGUGUUCCAUGACUCUAAGGCCACCCCAGCUAGCUGUAUUCAUGCUGCUGCCUGUGUUGGUUUGGACUUUUGGAGGCUUAACUCGAUGACCAGAUGUGGUUCAGCCGAUUCUAUGAUUAUUAAGUGGCAUCCUCCUCCCAUCGGCUGGAUUAAGGUCAAUUUUGACGGGUCUCUUAUGAAUUCUCAUGCUUCCACAGGUUUUGUCAUUCGGGAUUAUGAGGGGCAUGUCCUCGUUGCGGCCUCUAACAAUAUUGGUGAAAAUUCCAUUAAUGUUGCUGAAUGUCUUGCUCUUCAAGAUGGUCUUGCCGCUGCUCUUGAUAGAGGAUGGGAUCAAAUUGUAAUCGAAGGGGAUUCUAAGCUCGUCGUUGACAGUAUCCUGGGUAAAGCUGACCCCCCCUUGGUGUAUCCAACAGAUUAUUCAAGAUAUUUGGGCCCUGUCCUCUUCUGCUACAAGCAUCUAGUUUCAACACGUUUUUAG
Prunus armeniaca (apricot) is the source of this 729-nucleotide messenger RNA. Lineage: Eukaryota; Viridiplantae; Streptophyta; Magnoliopsida; Rosales; Rosaceae. The record is from the annotation of a GenBank genome assembly.